CUCGUCGUGAUUAAGGACACUGCGUGAAGGAUAGUGAAAGAAACAGGGUUAUUCAAACACGGUUUUCUGUGGACCUGGCCAUAAGUGAGUCGUUAACUUUGAGUUCGACUGGUUGGUUUGUGUAGACAAUUGGAUUAAUAUGGCAGUGAUCUAUUGAUUUUAACAAAUUUACUGAAACGCCGAAAUACAUUGGAUUGAAAUGUCGACAAAGUUUAUUGUGCACUUGACAAUAUUUUUGUGUUUCGGACAAUAUUACGUCGCUGCCUUUGACCCGUCCACGUGCAUACAGUGUCGACAGUCUCACAUGUGCAACCCGCCGGACUGCUUCUGUUGCCGAGACGAGAUGCCACUAGAGACUCACAACAUUCCGCAGAUGGUUUUCUUUUCCUUUGACGACGCCGUAAAUCCGCAAGUGGCCAGUUACUACAGAGAGCUUUUCGAUGCAAAGCGAAAGAAUCCAAACGGAUGUCCGAUCUCGAUGACUUUGUUCAUUUCGCAUCAAAAUACUGUGUACAGUAUUGUGAGGGAGUUUUAUGACAAAGGUAUGGAGAUAGCAUCUCACAGUGUUACUCACAGCCAUCCUAGCCCGGAGACGUUUGCUCGAGAGGCAAAAGCGCAGAAAGAAAACCUUGCGCAACAAGCUGGCAUUCCGAUAACGAAAAUCACCGGCUGGAGAAGUCCGUUUCUGGAACCAUUAGGCGACACACAGCCGUCUGUACUGAAAGAUUUGGGUUAUGAAUAUGAUGCUACUUUAACAAUCACGCCAAGAAAUGAAAAAGAUAAGCCAGUCACACCGUUUACUUUGGACUUUGGAUGGCCAUACGACUGCAAAAUAAAACCAUGUCCUGUGCGUGAACACAAAGGAUUCUGGGAAGUCCCCGUUGUCUCUGUGAAAGACUAUCUUAACAAGUACGAUUGUGUUUAUAUUGACGGAUGCAACAAUCCUCCGCCAUCCCAAAAUCUUGCCUUUAAGUUUUUGUGGGAUAAUUUUCAAAAGUACUAUACCACCAACAGAGCUCCCAUGGGCAUCAACAUGCAUGCCUCGUGGUUCUAUUACCCCGAUAGGAAAGCAGCCAUGGACAAAUUCAUUCAAAAACUCGUUCAGAUGGAUGACGUUUAUAUAGUUACGAUUAAACAAGUAAUAGAAUGGCUUAAACACCCGACCCCAUUACAUCUUAUUAAAGACUUUCAGCCAUGGACUUGCCAUGGUGAUAAUACAACGACAUCGCUAUCGGCGUUGGUGACGCCUGUCCAACAGAGUCAGCAGAUUUCGCAAGAAAGCUUCAACCAAAAACGACAAUUUCAAAGUGAGCUCACGGAUCAACAACGUCGUGUACAACCGACGUCACAGCCGACCAUGCCGCCAUCGAGAUCACCGACUCCGUAUCCAACACGGGAAACCUCCUGGUCUAUGCCGCAACCGCAGGUAGUGCCGCCAAUUCCUAUGCCUUUGCCUCAGCCGCCAUUGGUUCCCAAUUUACCAAUGGUCCGAUUCUGGUGGGGCCCGCCGAGCAUUCUUUCACCCAAGGAAAUUGAAAUGCAAAAACAUCUUCAGAUACAAAAAGCUAUUCAAGAACAGAAUCGUCAUGAUGCGCUAAAAGCAAGACAAAUUGAAGAAGAAAGAUUGAAAAGAAAAGAGCUUCAAAGACAGGCGGAUGAAAAAGCCAGACUGCUGGAGGAGCAAAAACAAUUUGAAAUUGCCAGAGAAAAAGAAAGAUUACGGCAGUUAGAUUUAGAAAGACAGAGACUGGAGGCAGAAACGCUAUUACAGAUAGAAAAUCAAAGGAAAGCUGAACAGCAAGCUAAGCUUUUAGAAGAAAAGCGCAUCCAAGAGCAACGCCAACAAGAUUUAGCAAAAGAGCAAGAACGUUUACGACAACAGGAAGCAGAGAGACAGAGUCAAUUAUUAGCAAAAGAACUGGAGACUAAACGACAACAGGAAGCGGAGAGACACAAGCAAGAAACUGAACGGCGUUUACAAAUACUGAAGCAAAAAGAAAUUGAAAGGCAGAUGCAACUUCAGCUCCAGAAAAAUCAAGAGCUUGAACAACAAAGAAUUGCGCUCGAAAGACACAAUCAGGAAGAAGCGAGGCAGAGAGAGAUACAGAGGCAACGCGAAAUGGAGCGACAGCAACAUCUGUUGCUUAUGCAAGAUAUUGAAAUGAAAAAGACACAACAAGCGUUAGUGCUAACUCCGGCCACUGAACAAUUUAUUCGUACUUCUGCACCUAUUAGCAAUAUGAUCACCCAACCGUCUCUACAAUCUACUGACUUUGGCAAAGGUAUUUCGGGAAAGUUGGAUAGCAUUCUACAACAUCAACAUGGCCGACGAGUUCAUCAACUUGAGCAACUAAGCCUCGACGAACUCAAGGCUUUGCAAAUGGAAUUGAGGAAUCGUUUGCUGCGACAUCGGAACAUGAGGCAGCAAAAUGAACAGACUGUUGAGCAAGUUGCUCUAACUGAUAAUAAUGGUCGUCAAUUGGAAAUACUGCUUCCAAACAAAGAUCAUCCUGCUCGAGGUAUACCAGAUAUUUAUAGAGGCCAAGAAGCGAAUUCCAAACUGAACUAUGAAAAACGUAUGGUUAUGCAAGAAUUUCACACGUCGGCUGGUGUAAAACGAACGCGAAUUAAUAAGAAUGAAAUUAAAUCCGAUAUAAGCAAAGAUAUCACAAAACCUGAGAGUGAGUUCAAGUCUCGCACUAUUGUGCCGCCAUCGCUUAUCUCAACAGCAGAAGACAUUUCCAAUUUCUCUGUGGAAACAGUGGCAGAAAUGCAGUCGGGCAGGUUUAGCGAUUUUAUUGAAUUACCAGCUACCUCUAAAUCAUUUGACGCGCCGUUGGAACAGACAGUGACAUCUUCAGCACACCAACCUAUGAUGGAAUCAUCGAUGACGUUAGCUUCAAAUACCAGCCCAAUAGCCAGUUCCACGUACCUCCCGAUGACAACACCUCUUCCAUCAACAACCGCAUCCACAAUGCCUCCUUCUACUACAACUACUUCUACUACGACAACAACUGCAGCAACAACAGUCGCCACUACUACAGUGGAUAGUACUGUGGUGACUUCAAGUACGACGACAACAAUGCAGACAAACACAACAACAGAUAUACCAAGUACGACAUCAGCGUCAUUGUCUUCUACAAUUACAGAUACGACGGUGGUAUCAACACCUUCUAUUACAACAACCCCAUAUCAAACGACAACAACCACGCCCACUAUUGAUCCACGAAUAGUUAUAAGUCAAACUUCUUACCAACCUCUACAAACAAUAACCACGUCUUAUGUAAAGCCCGUGUGGAAUAUGGAAGGUUUCGACGCGCUCCCUGCAUCAUUUCAACAGCUUAUGAACAGACAGCCAAACAACCAAAUUCACAGCUUCACGCAUAGUACCGAACAGCCGACGACUAAGCACGCAAGACCGCCAGCUAUACAUACAUUUUUUAACCUUUAUGAUUUCAACAAAGUCGAACAAGUCGCUGAACGAAAAUCGACACACCAAAUUUUAGACAGCGGAUCUAGUAUUAUAAAUACAGAACAGACCGUUACGACACAAGCACCGAUUUCGCCGAGUGUGAUGAAUGCUUUGAACUCGGAUUUUCGUUUUGGAGGAAGAGUACAGCAACAAAUUUUAUUCCAGACUCCUUCUGCAAUGCCUGCGCGGUAUUCGUCCCAAAUACAAUUUGAUGGUGAUGUUUUAUUUUCAACAAAAUCUCCAACACAAGCCAACACAAAACGCACAUCAUUAACUGAAACGGAGUCUGCGCAAAUAACAAAAAACCCUUACUAUUUAGGAAGCAGCGAGAAGACAACAAAACAACUAUCAGUGUCGCGCCAGCCUUUGACACAAUCAAACACUCCCGUGAUGUCAACGAAUGAACAACUUCAGUCGGUUUGUAUUCAAGGAAUAAAUUGCAUCGCUCCAAACUGCGUUUGUAAAACUGAAUCUACACCGCAUGGCCUAAAAGUAAAAGACAUUCCACAAAUUAUCUACAUAACCCUGGAUGGAAGUCUUAAUUUCCAUUCGUAUUCCAAAAUGAAAUCUUUAUUCACGCAGAGUCGCGUAAAUCCCAACGGUUGUAAAAUCGGAGGAACUAUUUUUGUUUCGGACACUGGCAGCAGUUACCGCAUUGCCGACGUACUGCGUUCAGAUGGAAUCGAAAUGGCUUUGAUGGGUCUCGACCCGCGACCAGAAUCAAACGCUACCAAAAUUCGCCGCGAGAUAUUGAUUCAAAAAGAGCGAAUUAUGAGCAGUUCUGCAUUUCUGGAGAACGAUAUUCGCGGUUGGAAAAGUCCGUCGUAUAAACCCGCGGGAGAUGCCCAGUUUGAGAUUUUGUCAAACUUGAGCAUGUAUGACUCUUCGUUGGUUGCAGACAGAAGCGCAAGUGGUAAGGCUAAAUUAUGGCCGUUCACUUUAGACUUUGGCUGGGAAGAAAAGUGCGAAAUAGAAACGUGCCCCGAUGAGAAACAUCCGGGUGUUUGGGAGGUGCCAAUCAUACCAUUCCUUGGAAUAGACGAAGGUGCGAAAUGUGACGUUACAGAUGGUUGCCCAAGGCAACCUACCUCCGCGAAGGAAACGUAUGACUAUUUGAUGAACAAUUUUAAUCAAUAUUACAAAACCAAUAAGGCGCCAUUUGCCAUAAGACUCAAACAAAUAUGGUUUCAUUGGUUUUAUCGUGAGAACAUGGAUGGACUAUUAAAAUUUCUUGACACAGUAUUAAGCUACAAGGACGUGUAUGCUUCUACCAUUUCGGAUAUGCUUGAGUGGAUAAAAUCGCCGGUUCUUUUAAAUGAUAUAAACAGUUUUGCGCCAUGGCGAUGCUAAAUAGGUUGUGAUUUAAUCCAUGUAAUGGAAAUGUUGAACAUUUUAAUUUCUUUACAAAGGCUUUCAAUCUACCAAACACUUUUCGUGAGCACUUCGUAUAAGUGAAUGCGAGCGCUGCUUUGUUAAUUUAAAAAAAAAGUAAAUGAUUUACAACCACGUGCAUGACAAACAUAUGUAUACUUGCAUGGACAGGGACAGUCGAGGACACAAAAUGACUUCUAUUAUAACAAAUAUAUAUUUCCGCAAUAAAGACAACCGUUUGACAAUCA
Dreissena polymorpha is the source of this 5091-nucleotide messenger RNA. RefSeq lists its product as uncharacterized. The record is from RefSeq and is a predicted model, not a curated record. NCBI's taxonomy places the organism in Eukaryota, Metazoa, Mollusca, Bivalvia, Myida, Dreissenidae. The transcript has a single exon. The coding region runs from base 200 to 4822 and encodes 1540 amino acids. Gene Ontology annotation, molecular function: hydrolase activity, acting on carbon-nitrogen (but not peptide) bonds. Gene Ontology annotation, biological process: carbohydrate metabolic process.